Cajanus cajan (pigeon pea) is the source of this 2862-nucleotide messenger RNA. RefSeq names its product homeobox-leucine zipper protein MERISTEM L1. Gene Ontology annotation, molecular function: lipid binding; DNA binding; DNA-binding transcription factor activity, RNA polymerase II-specific. Gene Ontology annotation, biological process: regulation of DNA-templated transcription. NCBI's taxonomy places the organism in Eukaryota, Viridiplantae, Streptophyta, Magnoliopsida, Fabales, Fabaceae. The record is from RefSeq and is a predicted model, not a curated record.
CUUUUGGCCCACUUUCCACUUCUUCAUUUUAACCCUCCACACGCUUUUUCCUUCUCUCAUGACCCACACACCACAACACAACGUUAACCGCUGUUUCAACAUUCACAUCAACACAACUAAGUGAUGCCGUGUUUUUCGUGUUAAGGUCAAGGCCAAACCAAACUCAAGAGUUGAGACUGAUACAAGAUCCACGGAGAUGCUAGGUUUUAUCAGUUUCAGCUUUGCCAAGCGGUGACCCAAACAAAAAUAAAUAAAUAAAUAAAUAAAUAAAUCUCAGUUGCAUGCGCUAUCAAUUUUUCAGAGGCAUCGAAAGCGGUUAAUCGAACAGAUUGGAGAACUCAAGGAUUAAAGUCAAUGUUUCACACAAGCUUGUUUGAUUCCCAUCACCCUCACAAUCUCAUGACUACUUGCUCCGAGAGUGAUUUGGGAAAGGCCAGAGACGAUGAGUACGAGACCAAAUCUGGCACCGAUACCAUGGACGUUCCUUCCGGCGACGACCAAGACCCCAACCCUCGUCCCAAAAAGAAGGGUUACCGUCGCCACACACAGCGCCAAAUAGAAGAAAUGGAAGCCUUCUUCAAGCAGUGUCCUCACCCAGAUGACAAGCAAAGAAAAGAGCUCAGCCGUGAACUAGGGUUAGAGCCUUUGCAAGUCAAGUUUUGGUUCCAAAACAAGCGCACCCAGAUGAAGACUCAACAUGAACGAAAUGAGAAUGCUAUUCUGAAGGCCGAGAAUGAAAAGCUUCGCGCUGAGAACAACAGGUACAAGGAGGCCCUAACCAAUGCUUCAUGCCCCAACUGUGGAGGCCCAGCUGCUCUUGGCGAAAUGUCCUUCGACGAACAACACUUGAGGAUUGAGAAUGCUAGGUUAAGAGAGGAGAUCGAUAGGAUUUCAGGAAUUGCGUCCAAAUAUGUCGGAAAGCCCGUGACAUCUUCAUACUCCAACCUUUCACCUAUGAAUAACAACCACAUGCAUGUUGGAGAAAUGUAUGGCGGCAGUGACCUUCUUAGGUCACUCCCAGCUCCUGCUGAUGCUGACAAACCCAUGAUUGUGGAGCUUGCCGUUGCAGCAAUGGAGGAACUGACAAGACUGGCUCAGGCAGGAGACCCUUUAUGGGUCCCCAACAACCACCAGUCUGAGAGUCUUAAUGAAGAUGAAUACUUGAGGACUUUCCCCACUAGAGGCUUAGGCCCUAAACCCUUAGGCCUGAGAUCUGAAGCUUCAAGGGAAUCCGUGGUUGUCAUCAUGAAUCACAUUAACCUUAUUGAUAUCCUGAUGGAUGUUAACCAAUGGUCAACUGUGUUUUGCGGUAUUGUCUCGAGAGCUUUGACCCUUGAAGUCCUUUCAACUGGAGUAGCUGGAAACUACAACGGAGCCUUGCAAGUGAUGUCAGCGGAGUUCCAAGUUCCUUCACCACUUGUUCCUACUCGUGAGAACUAUUUCGUAAGGUACUGUAAGCAGCAUCCAGAUGGGAUAUGGGCUGUGGUUGAUGUUUCCUUGGAUAGUCUGCGUCCCAGCACAAUCUCAAGAAGCCGAAGAAGGCCCUCUGGUUGUUUAAUUCAAGAAUUGCCAAAUGGAUACUCCAAGGUUACAUGGAUUGAACAUGUAGAAGUGGAUGAUAGAGCUGUGCAUAGCAUAUAUAAACCUCUAGUUAAUUCUGGCCUUGCCUUUGGAGCUAAACGUUGGGUGGCUACGUUAGACAGACAAUGCGAACGUCUUGCAAGUUCUAUGGCCAAAAACAUACCAGCAGGGGACCUCUGUGUGAUAACGAGUCCUGAGGGAAGGAAAAGUAUGCUGAAGCUGGCGGAGAGAAUGGUAAUUAGCUAUUGCACUGGUGUUGGUGCUUCAACGGCACAUGCUUGGACAACGCUAUCCGCAACUGGAUGUGAUGAUGUAAGGGUCAUGACUAGAAAGAGCGCAGAUGACCCUGGUAGACCCCCCGGCAUAGUGCUCAGUGCUGCCACUUCUUUCUGGCUCCCAGUUCCCCCCAAGAGGCUUUUCGAUUUCCUACGUGAUGAAAAUUCCAGAAAUGAGUGGGACAUUCUUUCCAACGGGGGUCUAGUUCAAGAAUUGGCACACAUAGCAAAUGGUCGUGAUCCUGGAAACUGUGUCUCUUUACUUCGAGUCAAUAGUGCAAACUCAAGCCAAAGUAAUAUGCUGAUACUGCAAGAGAGUUCAACUGAUUCUACUGGCUCGUACGUAGUUUAUGCUCCUGUGGAUAUUGUUGCUAUGAAUGUAGUAUUGAGUGGAGGGGAUCCAGAUUAUGUUGCUCUGUUGCCUUCGGGCUUCGCUAUUCUUCCUGAUGGGCCUGGACUAAACGAGGGGCCCAUACUUGAUGUUGGAUCUGGAGGUUCUCUACUGACAGUUGCAUUUCAGAUCUUGGUUGAUUCAGCCCCAACCGCUAAGCUAUCUCUGGGUUCAGUGGCCACUGUUAACAGUUUAAUUAAGUGCACAGUUGAAAGGAUCAAAGUCGCAGUGAGCCAGUGAUACGUGACAGUACCUAAUUUCAGAACCUUCAUAUGUGAGAACAAAGAUAGAGAAAGUGACAAGCUUGGAGUGGUGCCUAUUUUGUUUACAAAACAAGGCCUACUAGAAGUCAAUGAACGCACCUUGGAGAAUCACUUCAUGUUAGAAGUUUGAAGAAUCUUAGGUUCGGGUAUUGACUUUCACUAAUGAAAACUAAACUAGUUCCAUCUAGCCUUAGUAUUUUAACUUAGGAAAACUGCAAAAUUUCAUGCUCGCUAUUUAUUUUAGCGUAGAAUUUUCGUGUUGUAUUUGUCGCUAUGCUUGGGAAAACAUUCCUCAAGUGGUGGUGUUAUGUAGACUUUUCGAAUUGUAUUGUAAACUAAAGCAAAUUUUCGU